Molecule: messenger RNA, 1340 nt
Organism: Cyprinodon variegatus (sheepshead minnow)
Lineage: Eukaryota; Metazoa; Chordata; Actinopteri; Cyprinodontiformes; Cyprinodontidae
Product: anoctamin-1-like
Exons: 10
Coding region: 258-1340 (360 amino acids)
Biological process (GO): chloride transmembrane transport
Cellular component (GO): plasma membrane
Molecular function (GO): protein dimerization activity; chloride channel activity
Source: RefSeq, a predicted model, not a curated record
GGUGUCUCAAGUAACAAGGCUGGAGGCUCACGACUGUGACUCCACAUUCCAGAUGGAAACACAGCCACACGGAAAGCUGCAGGGAUACAAGCUCGGAGAAGCUGCGGAUCAGAGAAAAGUCAGAGGCAGCACAGGCUUUAUUCAUGCACCGUCCAGUAACUGGAGAUUUGACACACAGAGAUCCAUCGAUAACAACAUAGACUAUUUGAUCUGAGACUCCUUUCCUGCUGGGUUUAUGUCUCUGUUCUGCCUGAACUAUGACAGAGGAACCAAACGCAGAAGUUCAGCAGCCUUCAGUCUCUGGGUCUAGGCAACAUUUUUUAAGAGAUGUCAUCUUUCAUGGAAAGUUUAGGGCCCUCAGUCCGGAGGAAAGCACCAGCUGCUAUCAUGGGCUUUUUUUCCAGGAUGGUCAGCGGCGCGUUGACUACGUUCUCACUUAUCCUCUGAGGAAGUCAGGUGGAGGCCGUUCUAGUCGACAGUCAGACCACAGUCUGACGGAGAAUCCUGUCUCCGGCAACCCAAGUCCCAACAAGCCGGUCCAAGCCGGAUCCACGGUGGCUGAUGUGGAAAUGGGCGUUCUGGGAGAGACGUUUAACAGCCACGAGGAUCACAAAGCCUUCAGGAGGGAGGAGUUUGAGAAAAACCUGAAAGACAUGGGGCUGGAGCUGGAAAAAGACGAGGAAGCAAUGAUUCCCGGUCUAGGCUUCGUAAAGAUUCACGCGCCGUGGAGCGUUCUCUGUCGAGAGGCUGAAUUAAUGAAGCUAAAGAUGCCCACCAAGAAGGUCUAUGAGGUCAAACAAUCAAGCAGCGUUGUGAAGAAAAUCAGCUCCCUGGUCAAUAAAGCUCUGGAGCCGUUGCGUCCUAAUGUUGAGGAACAUCAUUCCAAGAACAUCAAGCACCUGUCCCACUCAUUCUCCAGGGAGAAGCAGCACCUGUUUGACCUCUCAGACAAAGAUAACUUCUUUGACAGCAAAACCAGGAGUUCCAUAGUGUAUGAAAUAUUAAAACGAACCAAAUUCAAGGCUAACUACAGCAUGGGAAUCACCAGUCUCCUUGGUAGUGGGAUUUAUACAGCAGCCUAUCCUCUUCAUGAUGGAGCUAUUGAGGAGGAAAGUGCUGAACCUAACGACAGAAAGCUUUUGUAUGAAGAGUGGGCAAACUACAGUGUCUUCUAUAAGUACCAGCCCAUUGGACUUGUUCGAAAAUAUUUUGGGGAGAAGAUCGGCCUGUACUUUGCAUGGCUGGGCCUCUACACCCAGAUGCUCAUUCCUGCCUCACUCGUUGGGGUCAUUGUCUUUCUCUAUGGAUGUGCAACAGUUGACGACAACAUCCCAAGGUAA